GCAAGAGAGAGAGAGAGAAGAACCACGGCCGUCUCCUCCUUUUUCCUUUGACAUUGAUCUGAUGAAACACAGGCAGUGUUUCCAGCCUAUGGUUCAUAAUUAGCUGCAGCCCUCUGGCAAAGACGACAGACUUACAGUAACAUCUCCAGCCUGAAAAUGAGUUGUACAAGAGUCCUCCAUGCCUUUGGGAGUCACCGCCAGCAGGCCGUGAAGCCCGUCGACCUCGCCGUGUGCCUGAGCCUCAGUCGGCAUCAACCUCUCUACCAGCAGCUGUCCAAGUCCCCUCUGAAGCUCGCACCGCAUCGUCAUCAGCCGACCGGCCUUCACCCUCCGCACUCCUCCUCCUCUUCCCCCAUCUAUUCGUCCUCAUCGCUGUCCUCCCCCGUGCCCCCAGAGCCCCGGAGCUGCUUCCGCAGGGAUGCCGGCGGCGGUCCGAGCAAGAAGCGCGUGGUCUUCGCCGACGCUAGGGGAUUGGCUCUCACUGCCGUGCGGCUGUUUAUCCCCGAGCACACCGCUUCUACGCUCACCACGAGACCCUCCCUCGCCAAACUGCAAAGCCACCAGUCGACCUCAGACAAACUGCAGCGCCACAGGGUGUGGUUCACCCCGCCGACACUCGCCUCUCAAGCCUCUCAAGCCUCCCUCUCACGCCAGCGAGACGUGUGCGUGCAGUUGGAGAGCUGCAAGUUUUCGGAGCACUCCUUGAGUGGCAAAGUGCGCGUCAACCAUGUCAGCGUCGACAACGCCGUGUAUUUGAGGGUGACCUUCGACUCCUGGCGGAGCCACCAUGACAUUCCCUGCAUGUUCCUGGAGCAGCAGCAGCGCUUUGGGGGUUCUGAUGGGGACCUUUUUGCCUUUGACUUAAGCUUGCCAAAGAACAUAGAUCCAACGGAGCAUGUGGAGUUCUACGUGGCCUUCAGGCCUGGAAACAGCGCGACUCCACUCUGGGACGACAACAGGGGGCAGAAUUACAGGGUGUGCGUGGAAACGGGUGGAUCAAAUGGUCAACAAGGCAACGCCUACUGUUGUCACCCCACACUGUCACAACAUCGGCCACCAUUGUGGCUUUUGCACGUGUCCCCCAGCAUGCAGAACUCUGCCGAUCUGCAGCACUUAUAGAGGAGUUUAUCAAACAGAGUCAGAACAGACUGGAAAACUUUGUGUUCACCCAAGUGAAAUUAAACCCUCUGAACAGAACUUUGAGAACAAUAAUGUGACUAUGUUCAUUAAUACAUAUUUAAGAAAGAGUAAGGGCUUUUAGGGAUGUGUGGGCAUGCUGAAGUGUUGGAUGGUCUGAAGCUCUAUCCUGCCGAAAUGUGACCAAUACAUGUGGAAUGUUGUGAUUAAAUCCAUUUUUUUAA
This is a messenger RNA of Anarrhichthys ocellatus (wolf-eel), 1361 nucleotides long. RefSeq names its product protein phosphatase 1 regulatory subunit 3C2, duplicate a (gene ppp1r3c2a). The record is from RefSeq and is a predicted model, not a curated record. Gene Ontology annotation, molecular function: glycogen binding; protein phosphatase 1 binding. The transcript is spliced from 3 exons. Lineage: Eukaryota; Metazoa; Chordata; Actinopteri; Perciformes; Anarhichadidae. Gene Ontology annotation, cellular component: protein phosphatase type 1 complex. Gene Ontology annotation, biological process: regulation of glycogen biosynthetic process. The coding region runs from base 157 to 1119 and encodes 320 amino acids.